CUUGAGCAUGAGCAUGAUACGAGGGAUUUCAGCUUUCCGGUGAUGUUUCUCCACUUCUACGUUCCUGGAAGGAUGGAAAACAUGGGGAAUCCCUCGCCUAAACUUGAUAUGGAUGACUAAAAGAUGAAACUUGCACACUAUUAUCUGAAAAGGUCGCAGUCUGUUCAGACAGCGUCUUUGAAUUGUCAAGUGACCAAUAAUGGCAAGAGAUCAUCUUAUCCUUCUAUUCCUUUUUCCUGUCUUCAUUCAAGGGUUUGACAUAGGGCAAUGUGGACAAAAUAUCAUUUUAAAGAAUUUAACGAAAAUCCAACAUAUUGCCGUGGCCAGCAAUGCCACGGAAUCUGCCCGAGGCACUUGGCCGUGGAUGGUUUCAGCAGGCUUUCAAGAUCGAUCUCAAUGGAUUCACGCCUGUGGAGGAUCACUGAUCUCUGAUCGUCACGUUCUAACAGCCGCUCAUUGCACCGGAUAUCGAGGGUUGAGACUGAGAUUCGGUGAUCAAAGUCAUUUUUCUACGGCGGAUGAUGACCACGUGGUCAUUCGUGAUAUGGUGACUUACGUUCACCCAAAGUUUGGAGAAUCUGGGAUUGAGACGGUGUAUUAUGACGUGGCCAUUUGGGAACUGGAAUCGCCGGUCGAAUUCAACGAUUUCAUCCAACCGAUUUGUUUACCACGAUUGUCCAAUGAAGACAUUGACUCGCACAAGGAUGAAUUGGUGGAUAUCAUUGGGUGGGGAAGAAAAUUUCGGGGAGCCACCAUUGAUGGAGUGCUGAGACACGCGCCGCUGAAAAUCUUUGCCCAAGAAUGGUGUAAUAUUACUCACGCGAGGGCAUUCGAAACCAACGAUGUGAUCAGGGAACGAUGGCCCCAACUAUUUCCCAGUUGUGUCAUGUGUGCAGGUCAUUCCAAUGGAGGUUAUGGCUCUUGCAAGGGAGAUUCAGGCAGUCCUUUGGUUAAAUUCGAAUCUGGAGAACCUUACCCGCGCUAUGUGCAGCUUGGUGUUAUCGUUGGUGGCGUGGGACAAUGUGGAAAUCGAGACUUUCCCUCCACUUACACUCGAGUGGAGGACUUUGAGGUUAUGAACUUCAUCAACGCUGUUCUCAAGCGUUCCAAUCCUUCUGCUCGAAGCCUAUUAGAUGGCACCAUGUCAUCAGCUCCGGUCUUCUCCGAGGCUGACACCAUGGAACAAGUGCAAGAAAUCCUCAGGAAUCGCUUCUCUCAAGAGCUCGGUGAUGUCUUUGCUUCGGUCUUGAUAAAACAAGCCUCGGAGAGACUCAUAGAGUUGGACGAAGAUUUGGAUUUUCCAUUCGAUGUAUCUGGCACCACCUUGAUCCACGAGGCGGUUCGUUUCAACUCAUUGGACACUUUCAAAACCCUCAUCUGGAAUGGAGCCGAUUUAGAUAGUCAAAACGAUUUCGAUCAAACUCCGUUUCAUCUGGCGGCAGAGUUAGGAAGGAGCGAUAUGAUCCAACUAGCCUUGCAAUACUACGCUGACCCUGAUAUCAAGGAUAGCUUGGGCCGUAAUGCCCUCCAUGUCGCCGCCAAGAAUGGACAUCUUGAUGUAGUCGAGAUGUUGUUGCGUUAUGGGAUGGAUAUCGACAGCUUAGACGAACAACUCCGAACUCCAUUGCAUUUGGCCUUGGCCAAUAACAAAAAUCGGCAAGCCAACAACGCCACUGCACUCUACUUGAUUAAGAGCAAUGCCAAUGUCACUUUAGCAGAUCGGGAUGGGUUUCAGGCCAUUCAUUUUGCUGCCAAGAACGCCCCAACGCACGUUUUGGAGCAAUUGUUGUGGAGGGGAGCAUCUCAGAGUUCACGGACCAAGAUUGGCCAAAGCCCUUUGAUUUUGGCAAGUAGUGAGUCUAAUGUGGAGGUUAUUCAAUAUUUGAUCCAAGCUGCUGAAGUGGAUGUGAUGGAGCGGGAUUUCGAGAAUAUGACUUGUUUGCAUUACACAGCCCAGAGAAAUCUUUUUUUCCCAAGUAAAAUCCUUUUGGAAGAGGGAGUUGAAAUCAACGCCAAGGACAUGAGGCUAUCAAGUCCACUUCAUUAUUCAAGUCAACAUGGAUACUCUCGUCUGAAUAAGAUGUUGUUGAGCAAUGGAGCGGAUGUUAAUGCCCAAGAUGCAAUGGGAAUGACGCCAUUAGUCAAAGCACUAAGUGACGACAUAAUCGACAGGGCCCAUGAGGAUACUGCCAAAGGCCUCAUACAUGCCUUAGCCGACCUUCAGGUCCAGGAUCACAAUGGAUGGAAAGCUCGAGAUCAAGCUGUUAAAUCGGGUUAUGACACCAUUGUCCAACUUAUUGACGACGUAUUGUCGGGCCGCCUGGUUUUGGAACUCCCUAAAUUUGAAGAGAUUGUGAUUAAACGGAAGAAAGAUGGAAUCUCUGAUAAAAUUGACGAGGAGGUGGUCGACCCCGUGAAGGAAUGGCUUGAUAAAAAUGGUCCAAAGCGCCUGGCUGACGACGUAUCAGAGUUCUUUAGCAAACCCACCAAGCAAUUUAUUGGUCACUUUGAAAACGAUGAAUUGAAAGACAAAGUUAAAACAGAGUUCAACAGACCCUUUAAGCAAUUGGAAGAUGUCCUCGAAAAAGAUAAAGUGGAAUCCGAGUUAAAGCGGCUCCAAGACCGUGUCAAAGAAAGUAAAACGAUAAAAAGAGUCCAAAACAAAGUGGAGAAAGAAGCGAAAAGAAUUUUCAAGAUAUUUGGCUGAAUAAAAACAUAAUUAUUAUUUUUAUGUUUUCGAGCUAUGGAACCUGUGGUACAAUGUGAUGCACAAUAACAAAAAAACAUUGAUGCCUGCUCUGAUGACGAGCAACAGCUAAUCUUA
Messenger RNA from Tigriopus californicus, 2824 nucleotides. RefSeq names its product ankyrin-2-like. NCBI's taxonomy places the organism in Eukaryota, Metazoa, Arthropoda, Copepoda, Harpacticoida, Harpacticidae. Gene Ontology annotation, biological process: proteolysis. The record is from RefSeq and is a predicted model, not a curated record. The coding region runs from base 200 to 2707 and encodes 835 amino acids. Gene Ontology annotation, molecular function: serine-type endopeptidase activity; protein binding. The transcript is spliced from 9 exons.